UUCCCUCCCUCCCUCCGUCUCCUCAUCUUAAUUAUUCACACACUCACACUCAUAUUCACACUCACACUCACACUCACACUCACAUUUCCUCUUCCUCUUUCCCACCCUCCCCCUUCCACAUCCCUUUUCGUCCCCUGCCCCCGGCCCGAAAAGAGCUUCCCAUUACAACACGCGAUUUUCUCUCAUCCGUCAAUCACUCUAUUUCGUCACUCACCUCCACAAUUUGAACAUAUCUUGCAACUUAAGUCCUUGAACAACACGACAGACUUCGGUUUCCUGCAUCAACCUCAGACACAGAGCCAAUGGUCACCUUCCGCUGUUCCUGAUCUAGGCAACGAAGAAACAUCCGUUCGGACACGCAACUCGGCUUCUUGUUACAUCUUCCUCCCUUCCCCACCCGCCUCUCACAAUGGCGAAUGCCAUCGGUUCAGCAUGGCGUUCCUUUUGGCAUACCAUGACUUCCUAUGAUCGCCAUGCAUCCCACGACUCACCUUAUCGAUCAGGCAAACAUGUACCUCUCAGUCAAAGCCGACACGAGCCACUCACGUCUAUUGCGACAAGUGCUAUCGAAUCGCGCCCAGAUUUAACUGCCCCUUACGAUGACGACCAGCAGAAAGGCUCGAAUGGCUGGUCUGGAUCUCCUACGGGUACGGGGUCCCCGAAUCGCCCUUAUUCGCCUGGUAUGCGUUCAUUGUCAUCACAAAAGCGGCAGUCAACCGACCCCGGUGUGGAAGGAGUUCCUGAGAUCCAGAUGCAAAGCUUUCACGACGGCGCCCCGCCUCCACCCCCGGUUGGUCACUCGUGGAGAAAAAUUGACAGAUGGCUGGAACACAAUUACGAGGAGCUUUUCGAUAACUUGUGUGAGGGCUGUACACAGAAUGAUAUCAACGAAUUGGAGCACGAACUAGAUUGUAGCUUGCCACUAGAGGUUCGGGAGUCGUUGAUGAUGCACGAUGGGCAGGAGCGCCCGGGUUUGCCUACUGGCAUCAUCUUCGGAUGUAUGCUCCUUGACUGUGAGGAAAUCGUCCAGGAAUGGAAGAACUGGAGGACAGUCAAUGAAGAAUUCUUGAGCAGCUCGAUGAUGAACUCGGUCCCGAAAGCAGUCGUCAGCUCGUCUUCGGCCGUUCCGCCCACGCAAGCGUCAAAUCCCAUGUGGAGACAGGAUCUUCUCGAGCGUCAGGACUCGCAGCCCCCGAAUGCCGUUCAAAAGGCGUAUGCUCAUCCUGCGUGGAUUCCUCUGGCUCGCGACUGGGGCGGCAAUCACAUUGCGAUUGAUCUGGCCCCCGGGCCUGCUGGGAAGUGGGGGCAGGUCAUCCUAUUUGGCCGUGACUAUGAUUGCAAAUAUGUGGUCGCUCGGUCUUGGGCCGCAUUUCUGGCCAUGUUUGCCGAUGAUAUUUGCGGCGGCAAGGUUCACGUGGACGAAGAAACCAAUGAGCUCAAGCUUCUCGAAUUCAAGGCGCAGAAUGUCGAACCCCCUUAUCUCGAGAUUUUACGCUGGAGAACUGAUCAAAAGUAUGGUCGAAAACCACCUCGCCGCAAGACUCCCAGCGGCUUGGGACUGACUACAGGAGGCAAAUCUGGCCAAGCAUCCCCCUAUGGCAGCCCCACCCCGAGUGAAGAACGAGGCAGGUCGCCGCAUCGCUUCUCAAAUCGUGGUUCUACUCAAAGCCCAAAGACUCAGUUUGGCAUUUCAAGUCCCCUGGCUCGCGUCACGGAAGAGGCCACAAGUCCUGUUCACACCACAGCGGAUGCUAGUAACUCAGAACUUGCAUUCAAAGAUGAACAGACCGAGGAUUUGAUGGAGAUCGCUACGCCCCAGAUAUCUGGGAAAGAGAAUGACGAAGCACUGGGAGCCGAGCCUGAGCAUGGACUUUCAGAAACAGACAAGGGACUGUCAGACCAACCUCCCGCUGCCGGGUUGAACCCUGAGGUCUUAGGCGAGAUGAAAAAUGUAACUAUCUAGACAUCGUUUUUGCAGCGCUGUUUUGUUCUUUGUAUUUCUGCCAAUCCGUUUCCCUUAUCAUGCCUUCGCUCUGACUAUGAGCAU
Aspergillus fijiensis CBS 313.89 is the source of this 2047-nucleotide messenger RNA. Its product is annotated as SMI1/KNR4 family protein. The coding region runs from base 410 to 1963 and encodes 517 amino acids. Lineage: Eukaryota; Fungi; Ascomycota; Eurotiomycetes; Eurotiales; Aspergillaceae. Gene Ontology annotation, biological process: regulation of fungal-type cell wall biogenesis; cell wall biogenesis. The transcript is spliced from 2 exons. Gene Ontology annotation, cellular component: mating projection tip. The record is from RefSeq and is a predicted model, not a curated record.